Molecule: messenger RNA, 1433 nt
Organism: Symbiodinium necroappetens
Lineage: Eukaryota; Dinophyceae; Suessiales; Symbiodiniaceae
Source: the annotation of a GenBank genome assembly
AUGGCAGCACCGAUUCGGGACGUCAAAUCAAAGCGCUAUCAUCUGCUGCAGACUCACGGAGAUUCCUUCGUGGGCAGCUUCGAGGCUUCUCCAGCAUCAGUCCUUUGGGGCGAACUCUUCACAGAGAAGGAGCGGAACUUCCUGCGCCAUGUGCUCGAAGAGGGGAACCAGUCCUUUGGAGUCAGGGACACGUUCCAGCUGGACUACCGGAUUGCUUGGAAUCCUACGGCCAAGCAGCAGAUGCAAGCCAGGGGCGAGAUCCACGAUGGCAAGCUGGUCAUCUUAAUCCAUGGGUACAGCGGCCGCAUCACAGAUUCGUGGGGCUGGGCCAAGCUGGUGAAGCCUCUGUGGAAACAGGGCUUCACGGUUUGUCUGCUGGACAUGCCUGGCUUUGGAAGGAGUAGCAUCAAUCUGAAAUGGAAUGCUCCCUUGACCAGCUGGCAACAUGUCGACUCGAUCGUCCUGUCGAAGUUCGUAGAGGGGAUGCGUUUCCGCAGUCCUGUGAGUUUCAUCGGCUACCGCGAGUCCUGCAAGACGGUGCUGCGACUCUUCCGCGACUCACCACACCUUGUGGCCACCCAGCAUGCGCUUAUCGACCCGAUCUUCACCCUGGACGACGUGUAUCCACUAGAGCCGCCUUACGGAGCUAUCAGCAAAGAAUGGCUCGCCGAGAAGCCAGGCAAGCAGGCUGUGGAGUUUGACAAAUUUCUUGGGAGGAGCAAGACAUUCCUGUGGACCAUCUUUACUGGCAAGUCAGACACCGACUCUGGCCGUGAGGCACUGCAGGCAGUGAUGCGCAGAAGGCAGCAUUUGUCGAUGCGGAUCUGCGUAUCCCACGUCACAAAGGAGUUCAUUUCUGAAGCUCGAGCUGGGGCCAGCGGGGCGAGCUCCUACGCCCAUGUGCUAUUCUUCUGCAAGUACAUGAAGGACAAGCUGUCCGAAUUCAUGGCAGGGGGGAAGGCGCCUAAAGAGAUUCCGCCAUGGGCUCUGGAGGUCACCUCCACCACGGCUUCAAGCUCGAUUGGAUCCAAGUCUCUUCCCAGUGUGGACUCUCCAGCUGGAAGGGCCAAGGCCUUCAGUGCGCUGGAGACCGUUCAAGAAGUGGCGGAGGUGCUGUCAAGAUGUACGACGGCUAGACAAGACUCACGCCCACAAUCACCCGUGGCGACAAAGGAGGCAAGUGAUGGGGCACCGCUACAUAUGGAGAAGCAUCAGAAACCUGCCGUUGGAGCGGGCAAGAGCCGUCCACUGCUCCCAGCACUGUACGCCAACUCAACGGGCUUCAGGGACACGGUCAGCCUGCGCGAGACGUUGAGGACAGAUGCAGCCGGUUCGAAGGGCUUUCGAGACAGACCGGCGCACGCCCUUACGAAACAGAAGCAUCGCUCAGAAGCUGCCUUGGGCAUGGGCAUGAGCCGUAGCCUGGCUUCAAG